UUAGGGCCGAACCCGCGGCAUAUGGAGGUUCCCAGGCUAGGGGUCUAAUCGGAGCUGUAGCAGCUGGCCUACGCCAAGAGCCACAGCAACUCGGGAUCCGAGCCUCGUCUUCGACCUACACCACAGCUCACAGCAAUGCCCAAUCCUUAACCUACUGAGCGAGAUCAAGGAUCGAACCGGCAACCUCAUGGUUCCUAGUCAGGUUUGUUAACCACUGAGCCACGACGGGAGCUCCCACCAGUUAGAUUUUUAACUUGCUGAGCCACCAGGGAACACCCAAGACACCUUUUUUUUUUUUUUUUCCAAGUCACAUAUAACUAUUAAUUUAUUCCAGUUUAUCCCAGUAUUCUCUAAAAGUAUUAUAUUUUGUGAAUAGGAAAAAGACUGGAAAGCAGUGGCUUGUAUUUUAUUUAUUAGUAUAGACCCCAUUAGGUUUACGUAGGCUAAUGUAUUGACCGGGUCACCUACCCAUUACAAGCCUAUUAAUGUCUCAAUCAGCUAAUGGAGAAAGCCUCUUCAAGUAAACUCCAACACUGCAACUCAGUUUUUUUCAAGUGCAUUUUACUGGCUGCAAACAGCUUCCAGAGCUGUUUUGUAAUGUACUUUGGUAACGACUUCCUGAAUCAGCCCCCCAGGUGGUUGCUCCUGGGCAAGCUUGAACCUAACUUUUCUCGCAAGCUCCUAAAAGAGCAGAAUUGCUUUUGCAAGCCUGGGCAACCAAGUCUUGACAGAAAAAUGCAAGUAAGUCUGCAAACUUUUUCAUUCUUUUCUGUCGUCCUCUCAGCUCCAAUAAUCUGGGUCACCAGAUCCGAUCUUUGCUCAUUAAAAAAUGAGUUUGGAUAAAACCGCUUAAUUCCCUCCCCGCAGUGAAAUCUGCUAUUGCAAAAGCAAUGACCAGCCAGAGAGAACCAUGUCGGAGAGGACAUGUCACCCCCCUCCCCCAAAUGCAGCUAUGUUCAGAAGACCUCUAUGUAGGAAGUAAGACUAAUACUUAGUUCCCAGAAAAUUAGGUGUGGUUUUUUAAUGAGCUCAUCCAGGGAGAGGUUCCAUGUUUCUAUUUUUAAAAUGCUUAUAAAGAUCAUCCUUUGUUGCUCAAAGACAACGGAUAGAGCGAGACCGUCUCACUUUACAAGGAGAGGCAGCUACUCGGCCAAUCCAGUUUCCAGAGAAAAGACUAAGGGAGUUGAUACUUCAGUUUCAGCCGAGACUAGGAUAAUCUGUUCCUGAACCCGGGCCAAAUUCCACGGAGUCCGCGUCCGGGCUUCGGCCGAGUCAGGGCGGCAGGGUCGGUCCCAGCUCACCCCCACCUGCAAGCCCAGAAAAAGCCCAGUCCCCUGGACCAGGCGGGUGGGUAGUCCAGUCACCUGGAAAUGGCACACGGCCCACGUGAUUCUUGUCGCCGCACUCUAGUGUUUAAAAUAAUCUGGGGGGGGGGUGUGAUCUAAUGUCCUCAAUCAGUCGUCACCAUUUUUUUGGUUUGUCGGGCUCACUUUUACUAACAUCUUGGACGCCCGUCAAUCACCUUGUUAACCAUCAUCUCUGCGGGACCAGAAGCGUGGGCCUUGCUUCACAUCUCAGUUCAGCUCACCUGGGUCCUCCAGUAAUUCUCAUAGGACUUCCUUGGGUGGGAAUCGCAAUUCACUUUCCACAAGAGAAACGUGGAGAGCCUUAGAGCGGGUCCGCUGCAGCCUUGAAACUAUGUGUGCGUGUGUGCGUGCACGCGCGCGGCGCGCUUGGGUACUGAAAAGAGACGGAUGUGGAUUCCGUGAGGACGUUUGAAUCUGGGCUCUGUCCCGCGCGUCCAACGUCCGGGUCGCUAGGAUACAGAGCGUGUCUGCUCUACUGGACCUUUCUUUCUCCCGGCUGUCUUGCAAAAUAUCUUGAUACUCCGGAAGUAUUGGCGGGGGCGACUCUCUGGGGAGCUGGCCAGGGAUGGAGUACAUGAGCACCGGAAGUGACAACAAAGAAGAAAUCGACUUAUUGAUGAAACAUCUGAAUGUGUCCGAUGUAAUAGACAUUAUGGAAAACUUAUACUCCAGUGAAGAGCCAGCAGUGUACAAACCCAGUCUGAUGACCAUGUGUCAGGACAGUAAUGACAAUGAGGAACGGGCCGAGUCUCUGCUUCUCAGUGGCCAGGAAGGGCCAUGGUUGUCGUCGGUCAGAUAUGGAACCGUGGAGGACUUGCUUGCUUUUGCCAACCACAUAUCCAAUGCUGCAAAGCGUCUAUAUGGACACCGACCCCAGGAAUCUGGGAUCUUAUUAAAUAUGGUAAUCACUCCCCAGAACGGGCGCUAUCAGAUAGACUCUGAUGUUCUCCUCGUCCCCUGGAAGCUGACUUACAGGAAUAUCGGCUCCGACUUCAUUCCUCGGGGGGCGUUUGGAAAAGUGUACUUAGCACAAGAUAUCAAAACUAAGAAGAGAAUGGCGUGUAAAUUGAUCCCAGUAGACCAAUUUAAGCCAUCGGACGUGGAAAUCCAGGCUUGCUUCCGGCACGAGAACAUCGCUGAGUUAUAUGGCGCAGUUCUCUGGGGCGAAACUGUCCAUCUCUUCAUGGAAGCGGGCGAGGGAGGGUCCGUUCUGGAGAAACUAGAGAGCUGUGGACCCAUGAGAGAAUUUGAGAUUAUUUGGGUGACAAAGCACGUUCUCAAGGGACUUGAUUUUCUACACUCGAAGAAAGUGAUUCAUCACGAUAUUAAACCUAGCAACAUUGUUUUCAUGUCCACAAAAGCUGUCUUGGUGGAUUUUGGUCUAAGUGUCCAAAUGACCGAAGAGAUUUAUUUUCCGAAGGACCUCCGAGGUACAGAGAUUUACAUGAGCCCGGAGGUGAUCCUGUGCAGGGGCCAUUCGACCAAAGCCGACAUCUACAGCCUGGGGGCCACGCUCAUCCACAUGCAGACGGGCACCCCGCCCUGGGUGAAGCGCUACCCCCGUUCCGCCUACCCCUCCUACCUAUACAUAAUCCACAAGCAAGCGCCUCCUUUAGAAGAUAUAGCUGAAGAUUGCAGUCCAGGCAUGAGGGAGCUGAUAGGGGCCGCCCUGGAAAGGAACCCCAACCACCGGCCCCGGGCAGCAGACCUACUGAAACACGAAGCCUUGAACCCGCCCAGGGAGGACCAGCCGCGCUGUCAGAGUCUGGACUCUGCCCUCUUUGAGCGGAAGCGGCUGCUGAGCCGGAAGGAGUUGGAACUUCCCGAGAACAUCUCGGAUACUUCGUGCACAGGAAGCACUGAGGAAUCGGAGAUGCUGAAGAGACAGCGUUCUCUCUACAUAGACCUGGGGGCCCUGGCUGGCUAUUUCAACCUUGUCCGGGGCCCACCGACACUGGAAUAUGGCUGAUGGGUGGAGUUCUGGGCCCUAAAGUAUGACUCAGCAUUUACUGAACUCUGGGAAGCCGGCUCUGCUGAGUCUGAACUGGGGUGCUGUCCAGUGGAUUGUGCAUUUCUUGGCUGGGCUCCCAUGACGCAUGAAUGUGACUCCUCACUGUUCCUGUGUGUUUGAUUUGUGAAGCUGCCCCGGGACCCACAGGGCUGAAAAGUUCUCAUUUCUCAGGGGGUACAUCCAACUCAAAGGAAGUCGAGAGUUCAUGGAAGGAUCAAGAACUUCUGGGGACCAGUUCCAUUCACUGUGCACUUUGUUCAAAAUUCUAAAAAAAAAAUGCCCAUCACGGGGAUCCUGUAUUAGCCUAAAGUGACUAUUCCUGGUUCUCAUUGAAGAAUGGGAACUUCACUGAACUCAGAAUAGUCUUGUGUAUAUUGGUGUACAUCGUACUAAGUCUUUGAGCCUUUGUCAGUAAAUUCCAAUCGAAAUGAAAGUCUUUAUAUUCAGAACAACUUGAAUAUUGUAGCAAUAAGCUGAACUAGUGUCUUAAAAAAUGGCAACUGACUUCUUGGGUGCCAUCCAACAACAGACCACUAGUGACGGGUUCUAUUAUGUUCCUAUGGAAACAUUUCGUACUGUACACGCUAUGCUUCAAACAUUUAAAACGUGACGUUUUGAAUGUAGAUAAAACUGUGUUAAACCACAUAAUUUCUGUACAUCCCAAAGGAUGAGAAUGUGACCUUUAAGAGAAAUGGAAACCUUUAUAACUUCUUCAUGAUGCUCCUCUGAGAAUUCUUACGACUCUGUUCUCACUCCAGCAUUUGUAUAUUAAAAGGGCAUACUGUGUAUGUUUUAUAUCAAA
Molecule: messenger RNA, 4180 nt
Organism: Sus scrofa (pig)
Lineage: Eukaryota; Metazoa; Chordata; Mammalia; Artiodactyla; Suidae
Gene: MAP3K8
Product: mitogen-activated protein kinase kinase kinase 8
Biological process (GO): protein phosphorylation
Molecular function (GO): ATP binding; protein kinase activity
Source: RefSeq, a predicted model, not a curated record